AUGCCACUCUAUUCAAAGUUUUUGAAGGAUCUGCUGACCAAAAAGAGUAAAUAUAUCCAUAGUGAUAAUAUCAUAGUGGAAGGAAACUGCAGUGCUAUUGUACAAAGAAUCCUUCCACCGAAACAUAAGGAUCCAGGGAGUGUCACCAUCCCUUGCUCUAUUGGUCCAGUGUUAGUUGGUAAGGCCCUCAUUGAUUCGGGGGCCAGCAUUAAUUUGAUGCCUCUCUCCAUGUACAGCAGGAUUGGAGAGCUGGAAAUUAUGACAACAAGAAUGACACUGCAGCUGGAAGAUCAUUCUAUUACAAGGCCUUAUGGCAUGAUAGAAGAUGUUCUAGUCAGGGUGCAGUAG
Glycine soja is the source of this 348-nucleotide messenger RNA. RefSeq lists its product as uncharacterized. Bases 1 to 348 code for a protein of 115 amino acids. Lineage: Eukaryota; Viridiplantae; Streptophyta; Magnoliopsida; Fabales; Fabaceae. The record is from RefSeq and is a predicted model, not a curated record. Gene Ontology annotation, biological process: proteolysis. Gene Ontology annotation, molecular function: aspartic-type endopeptidase activity. The transcript has a single exon.